AUGGACGCAGACCCCGGGACCGCGAGCACCUUGCACGAAGCCAUGGAUCAGGCCCAUGAUGACAACGAAGAAAAUGAAGAUGAUGAGAUUCCACUGUCUAAAAUAUCCGUAAAAUCUCCACACGCCUUCCAAGGUCAGGCUCGUGGUGUGCUGACUUUCCUGAUCAAGUGUGAUCGAUGUCGCCGUCGCAAAGUGCGAUGCGAUCGCCGACAUCCGUGUGCCUAUUGUCUUCGCAUAGACGCACCGUGUACGUAUCCCGAGAGGCAAAGGCCCAAAGAACGACGACAAAGAGUCUUCAUUUCGGAAGUCUAUGAAAGAAAGAUUGACUUCAUAGCAAAGAAGCUCGAGGAACUCGGCCAUGCUCUGGGAGAUGCAGACAGCCGGUCUCAGCCACAAAACUCAUCCACAAAACCCUAUCGCUCAUCGUCAUCUGUGAGCCCUGCAUCUGCUCACAACAGCACGGCAGGAAAUCUGACUGUACCUUCACCAGCUAGCGGCGACAAUGGCAAAAUCUUGACACCAAAACUUGAAUACGAGGGGGAAUCAUCACUGUCAGCCCAGGCUGCCUUCGCGGACAGGUUUCUCCGAGAUGCCGUCAGCAACAAGCCGUCGGUUGAUAUCACUGGAGAGAUGGCUUCGGUCCUGGACACUAUGAGUCGCACCAUCGGAAACCAAAAGAGGGAGCAAGAGCCCGAAUACCUCUAUCCCCAUGCCAGAACCCUCGAGCCGGGCAAGGGUCUCCGCGAUCUUCCUAUGCCCCCUGUGCAAUCCGCAUUCGCUUGUCUUAGACUGGCCAAAGAGCAUCGUCGUGUAAAGUUCUUCUGGAACCAUGAAGCGAAUUCAGUGUCUGCCUUCACAGAUUACUUUCUCAAGGUGUAUUCUCCUGGAUAUGCAGCCCAUGCAGAUCUUAUAAUUGUCAACGCAGGCCUUUAUUGGCUCUUCCUGGAGUGCAAGAAUGUCACAACAGAUCCAGACGAGAAAGCAGACUACACUGAGCAAGCCACCAUGUGUCGAGCCAAUCUCGAGACUGUCCUUUCGAGUCUGCCAUUCCACCUACCCUCGACCAUGGACACUACCUGUGCGAUGACAUUGGCUGCAACGUACUGCCUCGAUGUCUGCAAACCCUCUGCGGCAUGGAAUUUCAUAGCCACAGCCAGCCACAUGAGCCAGACCCUCGGCAUGCAUAGUAUCGUCACUAUGAUCAAUGACGAUCCUGAAGUUAAGAGGGAGAAACUCAAGUUGUUCUGGUUGAUAUAUGUCCAUGAGAAGGGGCUCUCUCUCCGGCUUGGUCGAUCCUCGACCAUACGCGACAAUGACAUCACCGUCCCGCCCAUGGCCAUUAAUCCAAGGUCCGAGCAGGCUAUCUUUGGCCAGUUACAGAAGUGGACGGAGCUAGCCCGACUACAGGGCAUGGUGUAUGAUCAGAUCUACAGUCCCGCUGCCUUAAUUCAACCUCAGUCAGUCAGGGUGGCCAAAGCAAGACGUCUGGCUUCUGAGUUAGGGGCGCAUACGACCAAGGUUUCUCCAGAAGAUAAACGGUAUAUUCAAGCAAUGAAAGUUGCCGUCGGGGAGUUGUUUUACGAAGCUUUCGUUAGCACUCAAAGAUUGACUCACUUAUCGCUCUUCUGUCUUAUAUACCGCGCUAUCCCAGCAGAGCAAGGUGAGGGCACCAUCUUCGGAAAGGAGUGCAUUGCGACCGCCCGCCAAGCCCUCGAAGAACACCAAAAGUGCAUGGCGAUCAUACAUAACCUAGACGAAGACUUUCUUGAGACUUACGUGAAUUGGGCUCUCUUGCAAUCUCCAUUCGUGCCGUUCACAGUUCUCUUCUGCCAUGUAAUCGAGACGUGCAACGAAGCAGAUCUCCAACGUCUAGGCGGGCUCAUUGGCUCUCUUCAGUCGUUAUUAGCCGACGACUUCUCCACAGGUGUCAAAAAGGAGAUUCGCCUCUUUCAGGUUUUGUACGACGUUGCCUGCAGCUAUAUCAAGAUGAAGACAAACGAGUCGCCUCAGACACUUGACCCUAGUGCCGACGUCUGGGCGACUGCUGCUGCAACAUCACUGAUGACGCCGUCCUCCGUCCACCAAAAUGCAGCACUGACAGGUCAGGGAUUGGGCACGCAAGAUGGACCUCAAACGGAGUUUCCUUCCACGGAAGAGUCUCAGGUUUGCUUGGACGCCGCAUUCGAUGGGCAAAACAUAGGAAGUAGCUGGAUGUCCGGGGGGUCGUUCACGAUGCCCGGAGAUCUUGGCAUGGAGGUCGACCAACAGGGAACGCAGCUGGGAAACUGGCUUUACAUGAACAAUCAAAUGAUCAGGGCAUUGGAAGACAGCUAUUUCUGA
Molecule: messenger RNA, 2340 nt
Organism: Colletotrichum lupini
Lineage: Eukaryota; Fungi; Ascomycota; Sordariomycetes; Glomerellales; Glomerellaceae
Product: fungal specific transcription factor
Exons: 6
Coding region: 1-2340 (779 amino acids)
Biological process (GO): DNA-templated transcription; regulation of DNA-templated transcription
Molecular function (GO): zinc ion binding; DNA binding; DNA-binding transcription factor activity, RNA polymerase II-specific
Source: RefSeq, a predicted model, not a curated record